UCUACCGAAGUGGUUUUAGGAAAGAUAGCGACGGGACCUGGUCUAGAAUUGUGUUUAGAAGAAUAUUAGCGACUAAAUUAUUCAGCAAAAGGGCCUGGAUUAUAGCCAGUCCAGAAGUGGUCUUCGAAAAUAUGGCGGCCGGAAGUGGUCUCCGGGAAGAUGGCGGCGCCGGGAGGUCACACGGGUGGAGAGCGGAGAUCAUGGCGGGAGAGGAUCAGCAGCAGCUCCGUAAUUUGCGGGACUUUCUGAUGGUUUAUAACAAGAUGACUGAGAUGUGCUUCACCCGCUGCGCCAAGAACCUCAACUACAGAUCUCUGACCAUGGAUGAGGAUAAAUGUCUGGACAGCUGCGCCACCAAAUUCAUCCGCUCCAACCACCGCCUAAUGGCGGCGUAUGUGGGACUGAUGCCGGCCGUCGUUCAGCGCAGGAUGGACGACAUGGAGAAGCAAAGCAAGGAAUUGGAAGCGAUGGCUGAAUCCAAACCGGAUCUAUCACUGGGAGCCAAUCCUGAGAGUGCAGUCCCUGUGGAGGCAGCAGGUGUCACGGAUCAUGUAACCAGUACAUCAGAAUCUCCAUAAGGACUGAACUAUAUACAGCCACCAAUAUAGAGCGUUUCCUGUCCUCCAACACCAGAGCUGAUCAUUACCAUGUUUACAGUGGCCUCAGCCUGGGUCCGCCCAGCCGUGGGGGUGGUGGCGGCCAUCUUGAUAGUUAUCAGAGGAGUAUCAGUACCAACGUACAGCAUGUAUGAGAAGUGACUCUUGUUCUCCAUUUAGUGACUUUGAGAUGUUAUCAGUCUGCUGCAGGAAGGAGGAAGCAUUUCCUCAGUCUCUCCUCUCCAGUUAUCAGACUUCAGUAUUGUAACUUUGUAGCAGGUCACUAAGUGGCAGGCUGCAGCGGCGGCUCAUCUGUGUCAAGACGGCCAAGAACUGUAGAGGUACCAGGAUUUACAGAAUGGUGACAUUUCUGUGCUGGGUUUUUACUUCACCCGACAGCUGCUCAAUCUGCACAGAAAUUCUCCACCAUUUCUAGUCGCCAUGGCGACCUGGCGCCCGGGAUUUGUCGAGCCCUGCACUAUUUAAUGAAGCUUUCCACACGUA
Rana temporaria (common frog) is the source of this 1100-nucleotide messenger RNA. It is a transcript of the gene TIMM10B, whose product is annotated as translocase of inner mitochondrial membrane 10B. The record is from RefSeq and is a predicted model, not a curated record. Gene Ontology annotation, cellular component: mitochondrial intermembrane space chaperone complex. The transcript is spliced from 3 exons. NCBI's taxonomy places the organism in Eukaryota, Metazoa, Chordata, Amphibia, Anura, Ranidae. The coding region runs from base 132 to 578 and encodes 148 amino acids.